Molecule: messenger RNA, 1304 nt
Organism: Monomorium pharaonis (pharaoh ant)
Lineage: Eukaryota; Metazoa; Arthropoda; Insecta; Hymenoptera; Formicidae
Product: odorant receptor 4
Exons: 5
Coding region: 19-1227 (402 amino acids)
Biological process (GO): sensory perception of smell; detection of chemical stimulus involved in sensory perception of smell
Cellular component (GO): plasma membrane
Molecular function (GO): odorant binding; olfactory receptor activity
Source: RefSeq, a predicted model, not a curated record
UACUGUCGCGGAGUCAUCAUGUGUCGGUCAGUGACGAAAGAUCUCCACGAUCAUAGCGUACAGCUGAAUCGAUGGUUCUUAAAACCGAUAGGCGCGUGGCCGCGAGCUUCCGCGACUUCAAUCGGUGAGAAGACCCUGUCUCGAAUUUUAAUAUUCACCUGUUAUUCCCUGAUGAUGUUCACUGUAAUACCGAGCGCGUUGAACGUUUUUUUCGAAGAGAAAGAUACCGAGAUGAAACUGAGAGCGAUCGGUCCGCUGAGCCAUUGGCUCAUGGGCAUAUUAAACUAUUGCUCUUUGUUGCUGCGCAACGUUGAAAUACGUCAAUGCGUGCAACACAUGGAGAUGGACUGGCGGAUAAUUAGGCAACCGCGAGAUCGCGAGAUUAUGAUAAGAAACGCGAAGCUGGGCCGAUUUGUCGCAGGUUUUUGCGCAAUAUUUAUGCACAGCGGCGUGUUCGCCUACAGCCUCGUGUCUGGUACAACAAAGGUGACGGUGUCGAUCGGCGACAAUCAGAGCGUAUCGAUGCUCCAGCUACCUUGUUCCUUUUACAGCAAAAUCAUAGAUACCAGAUUCAGCCCGGCGAACGAGAUCGUUCUUGUAUUGCAGCUUGUAUCGGGUUUCAUAGUGAACUCUACCAUCGUCGGCGCUUGUAGCUUAGCUGCAGUUUUCGCUAUGCACGCGUGCGGUCAGCUCGAUAUUUUGAUUUUACGUCUGGACAUGCUCGUCGAAGGUAAAGGUGCGAAAAAGAGAGAAUCGGUUCACCAGAGGCUGGCCAAUAUUGUGGAUCAUCAUCUGCGUGUUUUAAAGUUUAUAGCGCGCAUUGAAGACGUUAUGCAUCAAAUAUGUUUGGUAGAAUUAUUGGGAUGUACAUUUAACUUAUGUAUGCUUGGAUAUUACUCCAUUACGUGGUGGAAUAAGAUUGAUAAAAAGGGAAUAAUAGCGUACAUUAUCGUGUACAUAUCCAUGAGCUUUAAUAUUUUUAUAAUGUGCUACAUAGGUGAAAUUUUAACACAACAGUGUAAAAAAGUUGGUGAAACAGCAUAUAUGACUGACUGGUAUCGUUUACCUCAUAAAACAGCCCUUGGUUUGAUCUUAAUUAUAACAAGAUCGAGUGCCGUAAUCAAAAUAACUGCUGGAAAAUUGGUUCAACUUUCAAUCGUGACUUUUAGCGACGUUAUCAAAACGUCUCUCGUUUACUUAAACAUGUUAAGAACUAUUACAACGUAAAAGCUGUAUGUAAUUUAGGAGAUUCUCAAUAUCUAUUUAUUUACAUAGUAUUUUUUAAAUAAAGGCACUCAAAUGAC